Messenger RNA from Orussus abietinus, 1443 nucleotides. Its product is annotated as ribonuclease H1-like. Gene Ontology annotation, biological process: DNA replication, removal of RNA primer. The record is from RefSeq and is a predicted model, not a curated record. The transcript has 2 exons. Lineage: Eukaryota; Metazoa; Arthropoda; Insecta; Hymenoptera; Orussidae. Gene Ontology annotation, molecular function: RNA-DNA hybrid ribonuclease activity; nucleic acid binding. Bases 30 to 959 code for a protein of 309 amino acids.
UCAACACAAGUAUAAAAAAAACACAACAAAUGCAAACAACUAGAACACAAGAUAAACCCAAUCUCAUCCACAUAAUGAAUGAACUACAAGACACAACUCGAAACCUUAAAAAAUGGACACUUCCAGGCGCGCUAAGCUAUAACUUCAAAACAAGGUAUUGCACCAUCGAAGAGGACGUUAACACGGAAGAAGGCCACAAAUGGGAGACAGAAACAAACCCCAACACCCCCCUAAACCAAUAUCUACGGAAAGAAACACCAAACUAUGUGCAGUUUUACACAGAUGGGUCAAAAUGCAAACCAUCUGACAAAACGGGUUUUGCUGUUUACUCACCACAACGUUUUUCCCUAAAAACCAGAAUCAGCAAAAAAUAUAGCGUAUACGAAGCAGAAGCUUUUGCGAUCUUAAACGCAUUGAAGUACAUAAAAAAAUCCAACAUACAGAAAGCAGUAAUAUUCUCAGACUCCCUCCGCGUCCUUAACAAACUAUCAUCAAUAGACAAACUAGGUAAUGAUGAGAACAUUAUAUACGACAUUAAAGAACUAUACAUCAAAAUAAAACAAAACCGACAAGUCAUAAAAUUCAUUUGGAUCCCAAGCCACAAGGGAAUCGAGGGGAACGAAAAAGCGGAUACACUAGCAAAGGAAAGUACCAACAGACCACAAACCGACAUCAAGACCCUUCCAUACUCCCACACCCACCGAGAAUACAAAGAGGAAAUGAAAAACAACACAUGGAAAUAUGUCCAAGAACAGGCCAAACACAAAGGCACAUAUUAUUUCAAAAAAUUCGCCGAAAAGACAACAACAGCCUGGUUCCGCAAUUCAUCCAUGAAACGGGACAACAUAACCCUCAUAAACAGACUUAAGUCCAAUCAUACACGAGUAAAAGCCCACCUGUUUAAAAAAAAUAUAAUAAAUUCCCCUGAAUGCCACUGCGGACACCCAACCAAGACUUAAACCAUAUAUUCUUCAAUUGCCCCACAAACAGAGACAACUCAGACCAACUGAAAAUCAAACUAUGGCACAUAAAUCCAACAGUAAAUCACGACAUCACUGAAUUAAUAACCACGGAAGACGAAUCCAUAUUUCGUCUAUUAUACAGUUUCACACAAUACGCAAAAAUAGACAUAUAGAACUACAAACAACGAUUCAAAACUGCCGCCAAUCCAACCAGCCUCCUCUAUCAAGCAAUGAACCAAAGAUACAUAACCUAGUACAGCAGCAACGACAUACAAUCACACGACGUAAGAGCUGAGUCACCCUAACCCCCACAAACUCGUGCAAUUAAAAACUGGCUUUAGUAGAGUAAACCCUUGGGUACUCUGGGGCCAAAAAAAACAACAACAACAUAUUACCCUAACCUCAAAUUUUUCUUUGAUUUGUCAUGUUACAGGUUAUUAUGGUGGUCACAUGUAGGUCAUAGAAACUUCAUCAAGAUGUG